AAUCAGCGGCGAAGGAUUCGCGCGUGACGUAGAGGUAUUUAAGCCGCUUUCGCCGCGAGUUCGCCCUUUGUCAUAAUGUCGGCAGGUUAUGAAGAGAGAACUAGGGAGCGGGACAAUGGGCCCGAGGGUAUGGAGCCGGAUGGUAUCAUCGAGAGUAACUGGCAUGAGAUCGUGGACACGUUUGACGAUAUGAACCUGCGUGAGACUCUGCUCAGGGGGAUCUACGCCUAUGGUUUCGAGAAGCCUUCCGCCAUCCAGCAGAGGGCCAUCCUCCCUUGUAUCAAGGGUUAUGAUGUGAUCGCGCAGGCUCAGUCUGGAACAGGUAAAACUGCCACCUUUGCCAUUUCCAUCCUGCAGCAGCUGGACCCAGAGCUGAGGGCCACACAGGCGCUGGUUCUGGCCCCGACCCGAGAGCUGGCCCAGCAGAUCCAGAAGGUGGUGAUGGCUCUGGGGGACUACAUGGGGGCGGCGUGUCACGCCUGUAUCGGUGGUACGAACGUUCGUAACGAGGUGGCGAAGCUGCAGGCGGAGGCUCCGCACAUCGUGGUGGGAACGCCCGGCCGCGUCUUCGACAUGCUGAGCCGCAAAUUCCUCUCGUCUAAAAGUAUAAAGAUGUUUGUUCUGGACGAGGCUGAUGAGAUGCUGAGUCGCGGCUUUAAGGACCAGAUCUACGAGAUUUUCCAGAAGCUUCCCAGCAGCACGCAGGUGGUGCUGUUGUCGGCCACCAUGCCGGUGGAGGUGCUGGAGGUCACCACUAAGUUCAUGCGUGAGCCGGUGCGUAUCCUGGUGAAGAAGGAUGAGCUGACCCUGGAGGGAAUCCGUCAGUUCUACAUCAACGUGGAGAAAGAGGAGUGGAAGCUGGACACGCUGUGUGAUCUGUACGAGACGCUCACCAUCACUCAGGCUGUGAUCUUCAUCAACACUCGCCGGAAGGUGGACUGGCUCACCGAGAAGAUGCACGCCCGCGACUUCACCGUCUCCGCUCUGCAUGGAGAUAUGGACCAAAAGGAUCGUGACGUGAUCAUGAGGGAGUUUCGCUCUGGGUCCAGCAGAGUCCUCAUUACCACUGAUCUGCUGGCUAGAGGUAUUGAUGUCCAGCAGGUUUCUCUGGUCAUUAACUACGACCUGCCGACCAACCGAGAGAACUAUAUUCACAGGAUUGGAAGAGGAGGCCGUUUCGGCAGGAAGGGCGUGGCCAUCAACAUGGUGACGGAGGACGAUAAGCGUACGCUGCGCGACAUCGAGACCUUCUACAACACCACCGUGGAGGAGAUGCCCAUGAACGUGGCUGACCUCAUCUAACGAGCCAAUCAGAACACAGAACCGUCUCCGCCCUCCCCUUCAUCUAUUGGGCGACGCACAAAUCGGGGUUUCCUCAGUCUAGACUUUUUCUUCGUUAAAGUGAUACAUUUCAAUUUUACCACAAAUGUAGUCGAUUAGCGGAGAGACUUCUGUAGUUUUACUCUGAAGCUACGAUGCUAAUUUUACUGUUCCCACCAAUUAGCAUCUUCUUUACCUUCAUAACUUCUUCAUACAGUGUCAGAAUCUACUUAAGCAAUUACUGUUAGCAUCAGAGCUAAUUGGUGGGAUAUAAGCUUCUAUUGCCCCUUAGCGACAUUAGCCUUAAUGCUUGUGCUUAUUGAUGGGGUAUAUUCACUUACUCCAUUACUUAGCAUUAGCGACAUUAGCAUCGUACCUUCAUAGUAAAACCAAACAUGCACCAAAAGUCUCCAGGCUGGUUCAAGACUACAUUUGGAGUAAAGCACGGUGGAUCGAACUUCACUUUCUCAUCAAACUAUCGCUUUAAUCUGCGGCUAACUAGCGGUGAAACCCCGAUCUGUGCGAGAGCCCACCGCUUUCUCUCUCCGGGUCUCAGUUUGCAUCCUAAAGUUGACGUCCUUUCGAGUUUCAGCCCCUUCAAACUUUUUUUUUUUUCCUAAAUUGAACAUGCUAUCGUGGCUAAUGAUAAACAGAAGCAAGAUGCUAGCGGUUAGCAUUUUAGCAGUAGCAUAUGCUAACCUGCGGUAUCUUGCUUGUGUUAAAUGUUAGCAACGUUAGCUUGCGUUUUCUGACUGAGCUCUUCUUUAAAGCACUGUUUGAGCACUUAAAAUGGAUUUUAAAACCGAACAAAAUGAUUACGAUUUAUUACCGAAACCGGAAUGUAUUUUAGCUUCCGCACAGAGAAUUAUGGGUAAUAUCAUGAUCACGAUCAGCCAGAACUGGGUGAUAAAUUAAGACCAAAUAAAGUAAAGAUUUAAAUACAGAUAAAAAUAAAAUAAAAACAAAGCUUUGAUUGUGAAUGUUCAGAAAUUCCGCCGCCCCCUGGUGGUGGGAGGUCAGUUUAGGGUGCAACUCUGGUUUUCAUACAGCAGCAGAACCUAUUUAUUAUUCUUUUAUACAUGUUUGUUUCAUCGGGGGAGGAGGGGACUGUAAUAAAGCUCCAAAAUGAAUCAUCA
Messenger RNA from Astyanax mexicanus (Mexican tetra), 2456 nucleotides. RefSeq names its product eukaryotic initiation factor 4A-I-like. Bases 76 to 1302 code for a protein of 408 amino acids. NCBI's taxonomy places the organism in Eukaryota, Metazoa, Chordata, Actinopteri, Characiformes, Acestrorhamphidae. Gene Ontology annotation, cellular component: cytoplasmic stress granule. The transcript has 11 exons. Gene Ontology annotation, biological process: cytoplasmic translational initiation. Gene Ontology annotation, molecular function: ATP binding; translation initiation factor activity; RNA helicase activity. The record is from RefSeq and is a predicted model, not a curated record.